Messenger RNA from Paramecium tetraurelia, 3119 nucleotides. RefSeq lists its product as uncharacterized. The record is from RefSeq and is a predicted model, not a curated record. NCBI's taxonomy places the organism in Eukaryota, Ciliophora, Oligohymenophorea, Peniculida, Parameciidae. The transcript has 4 exons. Gene Ontology annotation, biological process: positive regulation of transcription by RNA polymerase II. Gene Ontology annotation, molecular function: DNA binding; ATP-dependent chromatin remodeler activity; ATP binding. Gene Ontology annotation, cellular component: nucleus.
AUGUAAUAAGAAGCAGAUUAUAAUUAAGAUGAAAAAUAAGUAUACUAACUGAGGUAGUAAAUUAUUUGUUACAAGCAAGUUUAAAGAAAUCACCACAUAGAAAAUGAAAAAUUAAUGUUUCCAUACAGCAAAGACUAGUGGGAGGCAGAAAGGGAAAAGAUAUUCCAGAAUUCGAUUCAAUAUUUUCAUGACAAAAUCGAUAAAAAUGAGGAACUAAAAUCCAUUUUUAGAGACCGAUACCCAAAGCUUAAAUUGGAUCAGACUUGUGAUGAUAUGUCUUUAUUUAGUGAACGAAUGCAAGGGUAUCUAGAAAAGAGGAGAUCGGAUAUAGAAUAGGAGCUAAAGAAAACCCACCAAAAUGAUCCAAAAUAUGUGAGUUUGAAAAUUGAAUUACUGUUUAUAAAUUCAAAGGAAUUUUAUUUGAAAGUUAAAGAGUCUAUCUUGAAUCCAUUAUUGUAGGAAGAAAAUUAGGCAGUAUUGUAAUCAAGGAUGCUGGAAAGAUUAUUAUUAGAUAGAAAUUAUUUUAAAAGAGACAAGCCUUAGAGAAGGGCAGAGAGCAAGUUGUCAGACAAAUUUGAAUUAAGUAUGAUACGACACGAAUAGGCAAGAAGGAAGAAGAUAAAAUAAAAAGAGUUCAUGUCAGCAAUAUUUGCACAUCAGAUUGAGUUUAUGGAAUUUCAUAGAAAGAAAUACAAACAUGCUAGAAAACGAAGUGUUUAGUUUAAGGUUGUAUUGGAAUAAAGAGAAUAAUAAAGAGAUAAACAGAUGAGAAUGGAGCACAUCCGAAGAGGAAAUCUAGAAACUUAUAUUUAAGUUUUGGAGAAGUUGGAUGAGGCUAAAAAAGAGAGAGUAGUUUCCAUUUUGAGAUAAACAGAUCAAUUUUUAAAAGAUAUAGGGGCGAGAGUGAAGAUUUAAAAGGGUGAAGAAAUUAUGGAGGAAGAUGAAGUCAUUGAAAAUAUGAAUUCGAGCAAUGGUUUGGGGUAUGAAUUAAGUUAAGCUAAUAAAGUAUAUUAUAAUAUAACUCAUAAAAUAAAAGAAGUAAUAACACAAUAGCCAACAUUAUUGGAAGGAGGAUAAUUGAAAUAAUAUUAAUUAUAAGGAUUAGAUUGGUUAGUAAGUUUGUAUAAUAACAAUUUGAAUGGUAUUUUGGCUGAUGAAAUGGGUUUGGGUAAGACAAUCCAAACAAUCUCUCUCUUAUGUUAUUUGAUAGAAAUAAAAAAGAAUUUUGGACCAUAUUUCAUUAUUGUACCUUUAUCAACUUUGAGUAAUUGGUCCAAUGAAUUUGAGAAAUGGGCUCCCUCAAUUAAAAAAAUUACUUAUAAGGGUUCUCCUUAAAUAAGAAAGGAAAUAUCAAAAUAAAUGAGAACAACUAAAUGGAACAUAUGUCUAACUACUUAUGAAUACGUAUUAAAGGACAAGUUAACUUUAUCAAAAUAUGAAUGGAAAUACAUAAUAGUUGAUGAAGGACAUAGGAUGAAAAAUUCAAGAAGCAAAUUCGCAAUGAUCUUAGGAUAGUAAUAUCAAAGUGAAAGAAGAUUAUUACUUACAGGAACACCAUUACAAAAUAAUAUUGCCGAAUUGUGGGCUUUAUUGAAUUUCUUGUUACCAAAAGUGUUUUCAUCUUGUGAAGACUUUGAAAAAUGGUUCUAAACUCCAUUAAACAUAAUGGGAGCAAGCGAGAAGGAUAUUUAAUUAGAUGAAGAAGAAUAAUUACUUAUUAUUAAUAGAUUGCAUUAAGUGCUUAGACCAUUCUUAUUAAGAAGAGUUAAAAAGGACGUAGAGAAAGAAUUGCCUAGAAAAACAGAAUAUGUUAUUAAGAUAAAGUUAUCAGCUUGGCAAAAGAAAAUAUAUGACUAAAUUAAUUAAAGAGGAGUUAUGACCUUUGAUUAAUAAUCAGGGAAGAGUGGAUCUUAAGCAUUAUAGAACUUGAUGAUGUAAUUAAGAAAGAUUUGUAAUCAUCCCUAUCUAUUUAUGUUGAAUUUGGAUAUGAAUAGAGUCACAGAUGAAAUUUGGAGAUCCAGUGGAAAAUUUGAGUUAUUGGAUAGAAUUAUACCUAAAUUGUUAUACUUUAAACAUAGAUUACUAAUAUUUAGUUAAAUGACAUAAUUAAUGGAUAUAAUGGAAGCAUUUUUUGAGUAUAGAGGAUGGAGAUAUUUGAGAUUGGAUGGAUCAACUAAAUCAGAAGAUAGAGAAUCUAGAAUUCAAUUGUUUAAUUAAGAAAAUUCAAUCUAUAAUAUCUUCUUAUUAAGUACAAGAGCUGGUGGAUUGGGAUUGAAUCUAUAAUCUGCAGAUACCGUUGUAUUAUUUGAUAGUGAUUGGAAUCCAAUGAUGGAUUUAUAAGCAUAAGACAGAGCGUAUAGAAUUGGAUAAAAAAAUGAGGUUAGAGUACUCAGAUUGAUUACAGCUACAUAAAUUGAAGGGAAUAUUCUCAGUAAGGCUGAACACAAAAUGGGGUUGGAUGCGGUUAUCAUUUAAGCAGGAUUGUAUAAUUAAAGAUCAACUGAUCAAGAAAGAAGGGAACGCUUACAAGAUUUCUUUAGACAAAAGAAUAAAGUGGACUUGUUUGAAGCAGAAGAGAUUCCUGAUGAUACUUAAAUUAAUGAAUGGAUAGCAAGAAGUGAAGAAGAAUUUGAGAUGUUUAAUGAAUUGGAUAGAUAGAGGUAUGAACAAGAAAAAUUGAUUUAUAAAAACUUUAAUGAGAACAAGGAUGAUCAAUAUUAUAAUUAUAGAUUAAUUUAAGAUGAUGAAGUUCCAGAAUGGAUUACAUCUAAAUAAAAUGAAGUUCAGGAGGUUAAAGAGUAUGGCAGAGGUUAAAGAGAAAGGAAAUAAGUUGUUUAUUACCUUCCUGAAGCCUCUCCAAUCCUGGAAGAAUAAUAAGAUGAUAUGAAUGAAUUAGAUUUUAAAAUGGAUGAUUAAAUAGAUAUUGAAUAAAACCAAGUGUUUUAAGAUGAUCUUGAUUUACCAAAAAUCUAGAGAAAAACAAAAAAAUUAAGAUAAGUAGAUAACGAUGAAGGCAACAGUAAUAAUUUUGAUGAAAAUGAACCAAAACUAAAAAGUAAACGUAAACUUAAUUGAUAAUUACAAUUUAUUCAAUUUAUUCCAAACAAAAUAUAUAAAAA